CUGUAACAAUGUUUCGAUAGUUUUUCCUAAAGCAAUUAAAGCGUGAGUAUUUUGAUUACAUACGAACCCAUAUUGUUCGGGCUCUCCAUCCCGCGUUAAUCUCUCGUACAACAAACCCAAUGAAUUUGCCUUUGAUGCUCAUGCUUAGUACCCUCGAUAUUUUUACGAACGCAAUCACCUGCUGAUUAGCUAUGAAAUUCAGAUGAGAUAUGGCGAGAAUUUUUACAGCUUCUUAUAUCCGAAAUGCCUGUCUUUCGGAUAUUGUACAUGAAUGCACCGUACUUCAUACUUUUUUGGAUUGACACGUAAUUUGUUCUGUGUUACUGUCCUUAAAUUUGAUUGUCCUGCUACACGCUGACAGCCAUUUAAAGAUUUUUUUAGCCAAAAACUCAUACGAUACCAACGUACUUAUUUUCAGAAGCAUUUUUCCUUUAAAAUUCCGCCUGUGUCUCUCUUGGGUUCUCUCAACCGCGGGACGACCAACACAUCAUUCAUGGUUUUAAACUGCUUGAAAGUGUAAUAACGCUUUAUUAGUUUUCUUAAUAGGUUCUGUUGCUCUGGGUGUCUUAGCAAUCAAUUCUAUGGUUUAGUUUUUCUGAAGCAUAAACCUGGUUUACUCAGUGUUUCCUUUUACUAAUAAAGGCAUUCAUUUGCUUGUCAAACCGUUGACACAGCUCAACUCUGCUUUAUCUAUUAUCAGAUUGGGUUCAGCCUUGUCAUUCGCCCUUUUAUCUUGCUUACUUACUUCGACCGUACCAACGCACUUUGUGUAUAGACUAUCGAAAUGACGAAAAUCGUUAUAUAUGCUAUAUGUGGUGACUGUGUUGGCGAAAUCCUUUUUCAUCAAUGGUAACUCUUUAGGGUAUUGCGAGGUCGUAGGCGUUCUGCUAGUUACUCCAAGGAUCAUCCCUAAAGACUUCCCGGGUCGAAGUGAUGUGCGGUCUAGCUCAGCUCGAUUUGAAGAAGCUGCAACCCCCUUUGCUUGAUCUCUUUUUUUUUUCAAUCCAUACGAGCCUUCGCGUUAUCGAUGCGAUGGAGACGAGCAAACUGCCCAAUAGUAGAGUUAUAAAUGCAAGGAGUGCCAAUUAUCUCUACCGUAUAAGACACCUGUCCAAACUUGCUCUGAGAAGGCUUCGCGCGAAUCUGAUAUAAAAAAUAGUUUCCUUCAUUGACGCAAAUUGUGUAGUUGUAUAUGCUGUUGACGACAUCUGAGGCAGCGACACCUGGCCUCUCUCAGUAAGCCACUGCGUCGACAAAUCUGGCUUGGUUAUCUAACUCUUACGCCCUCUCUCAUUCUCCGAGAAAGCAUCGGCAGAACUUUGGACGAAAUGGACCUUCGUCAGCUUUAUCAGUCAAAUUUAGAGUCGACUCCAUGUGCAUCUAUCUGAGGCAAGUGUCGAUCCUGUCGACUGUUGCGUGCUUAGCAGUGCAGAAGUUGAUUAAGCAAAGUGACAUUGUGAUUAAGAUCAAUAAUCGGUAACAUGGCUGCACGAAAGAGACAAACCUGUUGUGACGCAGGACCAGAGAGAAAAAGGUUCUUUCGCGAAGUCGAUGCACUGAGCAAGCUGAAAGGAUACGGCGAUCUUGCCGAGAUGAUGCGGAGCCUUCGUGGCCUAUCGCGACCUGUUAAGAAGCUCCUAGAGCAGAUCAGCUCUGACGAGCUUGAUGUUUAUUUCAAAUGUCAUAACCAAGGCCUGAAGCUUUUUGCAACGAUAUGCCGCUAUGGAGAUUUUGAUGAUGUGCGCUAUGCUGUGAAAGUGUUACGACUCGACAAACUUCCGCCUGUGAACACGUCGUUAUCUGGGACCUUCUAUUGUCCUGUUUAUUCAGCAAUCUGCUCAGAUAAACGUAAAUUAAGUGUAAUUACUUAUCUUUUAAAAAGCGGCUGCACAGUGUCGAAGUGGGCAUUUCUCGGUUGGACCCAGCUUUCAUGUGACAAAACAGAGCUGCGUGACUUGCUACAACUGCUUGUAGAAUUCGGCCGACAUAAAAUGCCAUCAACUUCAGAUCUUCUCAAUUCAGCAACCAGUCAACAUAUUGAUAUUUUAAAUGAAUUUGUCCAAUUUACCCUCGAUGACAUGCGUAAAGUAGCAUAUCGAGGCAUCAUUAAUGCGGUGGAUCAAAUGAGCGCGAGGUAUCCGGCAGAAACAGAGAAAGACCGCAAUCAGCUUGCAGACAUUUUUGAGUUAUGUGAGGUAUCACGUCACUUUCAUUCGUCUUCAGGUUCAUUCAAGGAAUUGACAUAUUUUCGAAAAUCCCUGUUAUUUAGGCAAGGGCCUAAGGAGAAGAAGAAGCGCAUCUACUUCGGUCAAUGGAGAUUGUUCGAAUCUAUUGAAGACAUCGAGCGCUUAGAAAAGCAGUUAGGUGAAGAGGAUUACCUGGAGACCAAUUGGCAGAUUCUAGUUACCUGUUUCCGGCUUGGAUGGCUACCACGUGAUAUGUACUUUCGUUUCUUUCAGAGGUCACGUAUUGACAAGCUAAAGGAACUGGCUGACAUAAAGUCAUUUAUGCUAUGCCCUGACAUUGAUUUAUCGCAUACUUUCGCACAGCACCUGAGCCAAAUAAUUCAUUUUCUCAGAUUUUUCGAGAAUUAUUGCUUUUUUAUCCUCAAUAGGACCCCACGGCAUCGACUAAGUGUUUUGUCCGAUCUCUACAGCUGUUAUAUGGCAUUUAACAUCAUCUACGUGGGAGCGGCCGUUUUCGCUCAAAGAACGUGUCGGCAACGUGUUCUUCGGUACUUUCAAAAUCUAGUGUUACUGAUGGACACUAGCAAUUUAGACGAACAGCUGUACGAGAUAAAAAAAUGGCGUGACGAAAGUCUCUUCGUUCUGGCUGUCUUAUAUGAUCCUGCAUUGCCAAAUGAACUAAUCGAAGAGUUAAUGUUACAGCUACUACAGCGAGGCGCUAGCAUAAACUGGUUACCUGGCCAGGUAGUGAGCGCGUUUUUUCUCAUAUUGAAAGACUCUUGCGUAUCGGUCAGUCUUCGCGAAGAGCUAAUCGCUCGAACAUGUUGUCGAAUGGAAACAAGUUUAGAGAGGCUUGUAGUACAUAAAAUCAACGUUCCACAUUUAAAGGUCUUUCGUCUUCGUUGUCUUGCGGCCGCAACGUGCCGUCAACUUUUCAGUGAAGACGUUCUCAAGCGGGAUCUGCCGGCAUCGCUAGUGCCAAUUAUCUACCACCACCCGGUCAGAAGCCACUUCAACGAAAGUUGGUCUCGAAGAGCCCUUCUAGAAAAAGUAGCCCGCCAAAACUUCAACGUCGAACACCUAGAUGUUUAAGCAACGAAAGUCUUUCGCCGGUGGUCCACUAAUCAUAUGAGUCGCGUCGGCAUUAGCGUCAUUUGAAGACUGCUUUCGCAUUAACAGUUGCUGAUCAAGUAAAGAAAAAGUUGCAAGAACUGAACAAGACGAUCACAUGAGUAGCCAUGAGAUGGAUAAGGGACAAAGCAUCGACAACCAACGAUUCUUACGCGAUCUAAAGAAGCCGGCUACAAAAAUAAGGUCGGUGUUUGGCUGCCAGGCCGACUAGCGUAAAACCGACCGUAUCUUCGUCUGCACAGUUCUACAAAGACGUAACCAAAUCAAGACUAGUUUGACUACCGAUGAUGAAAAAGAGGUCACAUAAAAGAAAAUUAAAAAUAUAUGCUCCACAAUCUGCGAUCAAGCCCAACCUGACGUUAAAGAAGGUGAUGCUAUAUGUUUCGUGACACUGGGAAAGAAUUGUGCAGUUUGAGCUAUUGCCGUCAAGCAAAACGAUUAAUUAGGACUUUUACUGCCAACAACUAAAAAAAUCACAAGUUGUUAGAAAAACUGACGGAAUCAACCGGAACUACUGAAAAGGCGUUCGCUUCGACUGAUGCCAAACCACAUAGAACUAUCUGGCAAAAAUGUUGAGUCUUUGGAUGAGAAAUUUUUUAUAUCCGAUAUAUAUAUUAAAUAAACGAGUGCAAAGGUCGCUAGUCACAAUUUUUGCUCAACCACAGAACUAUUAGAGUAAUGGGGUUAUGAGCCUGCCUGAGAAAUAUAU
This is a messenger RNA of Varroa destructor (honeybee mite), 4026 nucleotides long. RefSeq lists its product as uncharacterized. Lineage: Eukaryota; Metazoa; Arthropoda; Arachnida; Mesostigmata; Varroidae. The record is from RefSeq and is a predicted model, not a curated record.